GAAAGCACACCCAGUCACAUUAAAGAAGCCAAACUGUCUGCUUCAAAGAGAAAAGGCAACAUCCUGUCGCAGGCCAUGCUCUGGCAAAAAUCCACAGCUCCAGAGCAAGCUCCUGCCCCACCACGGCCAUACCAGGGUGUUCGAGUCAAGGAGCCAGUGAAGGAGCUACUGAGGAGAAAGCGAGGCCAUGCCAGCAGUGGGGCAGCUGCCCCACCUACUGCGGUGGUGCUGCCCCAUCAGCCCCUGGCAACCUACAGCACAGUGGGUCCUUCCUGCCUUGACAUGGAGGUUUCUGCUUCCACAGUGACAGAGGAGGGGACGUUGUGUGCUGGCUGGCUCUCCCAACCUGCCCCGGCCACCCUCCAGCCCUUGACUCCAUGGACACCCUACACGGAGUAUGUGUCCCACGAAGCUGUCAGCUGCCCUUACUCAGCUGACAUGUAUGUGCAGCCCGUUUGCCCCAGUUACACAGUGGUGGGACCCUCCUCGGUGCUGACCUAUGCUUCCCCACCACUCAUUACUAAUGUCACGCCAAGAAGCACCGCUACACCUGCUGUAGGGCCCCAGCUGGAGGGUCCGGAGCACCAGGCACCCCUCACCUAUUUCCCGUGGCCUCAGCCCCUUUCCACGCUGCCUGCCUCCAGUCUGCAGUACCAACCUCCAGCCCCAGCCCUGCCCGGGCCCCAGUUUGUCCAGCUUCCCAUCUCUAUCUCAGAGCCAGUCCUUCAGGACAUGGAUGACCCCAGAAGGGCCAUCAGCUCCCUGACCAUUGACAAGCUGCUUCUGGAGGAAGAGCAAAGCAACACCUACGAGCUCAAUCACACCCUCUCUGUGGAGGGCUUUUAGGGCUGCCCUGCGGCUCACGGCCCUCUCCCUGGAAACUGAGAUUUCAGAUGAGUUCAGAAGGAGCCUAGCCGCCUGUUUGAAGUGGCUCUUCCCUAGGUAUUCCUUCUGCCUAAAGCUGAGCUGUGUUCCUUCUUUCCUCCUCUCUUCCCUUUUUGCUUCCCUUGCCCCCUCCCCAGUCCACCUCCCUCCCUGUUUCUUCUUCCAGUUUUCUUUCUCUGGAGGGGUAAAUUAUAGUGGUGUUCUGAGCAGAAUCUUAUACUGAAUGUCACCAAGUCCGCAGCUCAGAGUUUCCCCUUGAUGUCAUGUCGUUAGAGAAGCGCCUCCUGUUUUCUGGUAGCAGUAGCAUUAUAGACCUUCCUUAAGAUGGCUUAGCCUGUCUGUCAUGCUGAAAUGCAUGGGAUCCCACAGGGAGGCUGAAGCCACCUUCUUGGGCUUCUAUAGUCCUGGUAGGCAGGCCCAUUAUGUUUCAUUUCAGUUUUUAUUUUAUUUUAUAUUUUGCUGGAGAAGCCAAGCAUUUGCUAUGGAGUAUUUUUCUGUUUCUGGGGUACUCUGCUCCUGAGGCGGAUGUGUCUUUGGGAAUUGGCAGGCUUUUUGCUAACGGUACCAUCAUCCCAGGGGCACAUCUUAGUCUGUAGAUUCCACGUAGAAGCAAUAGACGUUUCUGGAAAAUGACAAUUUCUUUGAUUCUCCACCCCCUUUUCUGUUUCCAUGUUCAAGGAAAACUCCAAGAAGCCACCUAUCAUUUUUUUUUUUCAUGCUUCGUGCUUAUUUUGAUUCAGAUUUCUCAAUAUCUACCUAAAAUCCUGGUAUGCUUAUCCUGAACUAUUUGUAUUCCACUUUAAUAUUUAGAUAAACAUUAGACUGUAGAAGAUAAGUUUACACUCGCGUUGGUGGUUACCGUGGACAGGAAGGGGGGGAUGCCCCAGCAUAUUUAAUUAAGGGCCUGUUGUAUAUAAAACACUAUUCAAGAUUUUCCAGCUAAUAGAGGGUUUGAGAAGACACAGAAGUGGCAUCCACGGAGGAGUUAACACUGG
Molecule: messenger RNA, 1880 nt
Organism: Arvicola amphibius (Eurasian water vole)
Lineage: Eukaryota; Metazoa; Chordata; Mammalia; Rodentia; Cricetidae
Gene: Pou2af1
Product: POU class 2 homeobox associating factor 1
Exons: 5
Coding region: 76-846 (256 amino acids)
Biological process (GO): positive regulation of transcription by RNA polymerase II
Cellular component (GO): RNA polymerase II transcription regulator complex
Molecular function (GO): transcription coactivator activity; POU domain binding; DNA binding
Source: RefSeq, a predicted model, not a curated record